This is a messenger RNA of Porites lobata, 1502 nucleotides long. The record is from the annotation of a GenBank genome assembly. NCBI's taxonomy places the organism in Eukaryota, Metazoa, Cnidaria, Anthozoa, Scleractinia, Poritidae.
AUGUGGCAAUUUUUCCUCGACCACUGGAAUGGUGUUAGCCUUUUUCUGCCCCCUUACACAGAAUCAUCCCCACAAAUCCAUUUAUAUACAGACGCAGCGGGUGCAGUCGGAUACGGGGCCUUCUUUGACAAUCAGUGGUUCCAGGGAAAAUGGCUCCCCUCCCACCAGCUCAACCCCUCCACAGGGAUAAGUAUUACCUGGCAAGAGCUUUACCCAAUUUACCUUGCCUGCAUGAUUUGGGGGCCCCAUUGGGCUAACAGGAGAAUUUGUUUCCAUUGUGACAACCAGGCAGUCGUCGCACUUCUGUCUGCUAAAAGCUCAAAAAUUCCCCGCAUCAUGAACCUUGUCCGUUUGAUCACCUUUCAAACUUUGAAGUUUAAUUUUACCUUUACCGCAAAGCACGUCCCAGGGGUCGACAACGGCAUAGCUGAUAGUUUAUCUCGCUUUCAGAUGCCCCGGUUCCACCAACUCGCACCUGAUGCAUCGCCCGUUCCCUGUCCAAUCCCUCCUUUCCUGACGAAAGUCUAACUAUGCAGGCUGCUCACUACAUUUUCCAGCCCAUCGCCAGCUCUACUCGUCGAACCUAUUCCUCUGGGGAGCGACACUUUAUUAGAUUUUGCCUUUUUCAUAAACUCAUUUCACCCCAAACCCCUUUUCUCCCUACCAGUGAAUCAACCUUAAUUCAUUUCGUCACCCACUUAUCCAAUACCGUUUCGUAUGGCACUAUUAAAGUUUAUCUGGCAGCAGUUACGAAUCUCCAUGUUGAGUUUGGCUGUCCCCUGGACUUCUCCUCCAUGCCCUUCCUAUACAAGACCCUUCGAGGGAUCAAAUCCUCCCUCGGUAUUGCCAAACGGGCCCGGUUCCCUAUUACUAUUUCGAUCCUCCGCCAAAUUUAUGCCAAACUAAAACCCUUCCAAUCGUUGGACACAGAUUCUUCAAUGUUGUGGGCUGCUUUUACCCUUGCGUUCUUUGGCUUUCUACGUAGUAGCGAAUUCACUUACAACGGCAAGUUCAAUAUUCAAUCCCACCUGACAAGAUCGGACGUCCACUUUUACCCCAACAUUGUCCAACCUGUGUCUUUCGAGGUUGUCAUCAAGAAGUCCAAAACAGACCCUUUCCGUGAGACAGCCAAGCUCACUAUCGCCAAAUCAAACUCUACUGUAUGUGCAGUCACCGCGUUAAGAGACUACCUGCUUCAAACUAAUCCCAGUGGAGCUACCCAGCCCCUCUUCCAAUUCUCGGAUGGACGACAUCUUACUCGGUCCUCCCUCACCAACAACUUACGGGCUCUUCUCAAGGUUUGUGGAUUGGAUAGUACCUGCUAUGCAUCACACAGUUUCCGCAUUGGAGCAGCCACUACUGCGGGGGCUGCUGGCCUUCCAGACUGGCUCAUUAAAGUUCUUGGCCGUUGGAAAUCUGAUGCAUAUCAGUCGUACAUCAGGACACCCAAAGAAACCAUUUUCCAAGUCCCUCAAAAUUUGGCCUCCUGUCUAUCCAGUUAA